GCAUAUUCACACACACUCUGGCAGUCUUGUCACUCUGACUAAUAGUCACUCCAAAGUUACUUUGCUGUUGACAACAUGGACAUGUCAAACAGGAGGAUAAUCAUAUUGGGAAAAACUGGAGCUGGGAAAAGCAGCCUGGCUAACACCAUAGUUGGAGAAGAUCUCUUUACAACACACAGCUCUUCCAAUUCUGGAACAGCGAGAUGUCAGUCAGGCGUCAGAUAUGUCUAUGGAAGAAGCAUCAAAUUGGUCGACACUCCUGGUUUCUUCGAUACUGAUAGAUCUGAGAGAGAGCUGAAGUCUGAGAUAUUGAGGUGUAUCAUAGAGUGCGCCCCUGGACCUCAUGCUUUUCUCAUUGUGCUCAAAGUGGAGAGAUUCACAGAGCACGAGCAGGCUGUCAUUGCCAAAAUACAAAAAUAUUUUUCCGAAGAAGCUUUUAAAUAUGCAACCAUUGUCUUCACUCAUGGUGAUCAGCUCCCUGAAGGACAGACAAUUGAGGAUUUUGUCUACAAGAAUGAGUUUGUGACCAAUCUUGCGGAGAAGUGCGGAGGCCGCUGCCACGUCGUUGAUAAUAGAUACUGGAGGAACAACCAACAGGAUGAAUACAGGAACAACCACUUCCAGGUGGAGGAGUUACUCAAGACUAUAGACAAGACAGUGCUGGCAAACCAAGGAAGAUGCUACACCAAUGACGUGCUACAAGCAAUGGAGGAGGCAAUGCAAGAGGAGCUCAAGAGAGCAAGAGUGCAAAGUGAGCAGUCUCGUUCUUGCUGCUUGGUGGUACCCCGAGAGUUCAGCAUCAGUUCCCUUCUCUUCACCGAGCCAAUUUCAAACAGGAGAAUUGUCAUCUUGGGAAAAACUGGAGCUGGGAAAAGCAGCCUGGCUAACACCAUAUUCGGUGAAGAACUGUUCAAGAUCGACCACAGUCUCAACUCUGGAACAAGAGAGUGUCAAGCAGAAACCAGAUCUGUCAAUGGAAGAAGCAUUACUUUGAUCGACACUCCUGGUUUCUUUGAUACAAAUCAACCCGAGGAGGAGCUGAGGCAUGAGAUAGUGAGGUGUAUCACAGAGUGCGCCCCUGGGCCUCAUGCUUUUUUCAUUGUGCUUGGAGUGGAGAGAUUCACAAAGCACGAGCGGGCUGUAAUUGACAAAAUACACCAAUACUUUUCUGAAGAAGCUCUAAAAUAUGCAACCCUUGUCUUCACUCAUGGUGACCAACUCGAUAAAGGACAGACCAUUGCGGAUUUUGUCUACAAGAAUCAGUUGGCCACCAAUCUUGUGAAUAAGUGCGGAGGCCGCUGCCACGUCAUUGAUAACAAAUACUGGAGGAACAACCAGGAUAAUUACAGGAACAACCACGUCCAGGUGGAGAAGUUACUCAAGACUAUAGACAAGACAAUGCUGGCAAAUCAAGGAAGAUGCUACACCAAUGAGGUGCUACAAGCAGUGGAGAAAGAAAUACAACAAGAGGAGCGCAUUAGACAGUCACCAGGAAAUAUGUCAGAGGAAGAGAUCAGGGAGCAGGCUAAGGGAAGGGUAUCCAAGAAGAUUUCGAUCAAACUGGCAGCUUUUGCUAACAUGGAAGGGACAGCUACAGAGAGUGGACCAACAGCAGGUCCCUCAUCAUCUCCUGCCAAUGUUUCUGAGGAUGUGAAACAAGAAACAGACACAGAGAGUGAAGAAGAGGCAGGUCCCUCGUCAUCUCCUGUUACUGAGGGCGUGAGAGAAGAGUCAACCACAAGAAGAAUUGUCAUCUUAGGAAAAACUGGAGCUGGAAAAAGCAGCCUGAUUAACACCAUACUUGGAGAGGAACUGUUCGCAAUCAACGACAGUCUCAACUCUGGAACAAGAAAAUGUCAAGCAGAAACCAGAUGUGUCAAUGGAAGAAGCACCACCCUGAUUGACACUCCUGGUUUCUUUGAUACAGAUAUAUCUGAGGAGGAGCUGAAGCCUGAGAUAUUGAGGUGUAUCACAGAGUGCGCUCCUGGGCCUCAUGCUUUUCUCAUUGUGCUUAAAUGGGAGAAGUUCACAGUUCAUGAGAAGGAUAUAGUCAACAAAAUAAACCAAUACUUUUCUGACAAAGCUUUAAAAUAUGCAACACUUGUCUUCACUCAUGGUGACCAGCUCCCUAAAGGAAAGACAAUUGAGAAUUUUGUCCAAGUAAAUCCGUUUGUAAAAGACCUGGUGGAGAAGUGCGGAGGCCGCUGUCACGUCAUUGACAAUAAGUACUGGGAUGAAAGGUCAGAGUUUGAAUACAGGAGCAACCGGUUCCAGGUGAAAAAACUACUCGAGUCUAUAGACAUGAUAAUUGAGGCAAACAAAGGAGGCUGCUACACCAAUGAGAUGCUACAAGAUGUGGAGAAAAAAAUACAACAAAAGGAGGAGGAGGUUAGACAGUCACCAGAAAAUAUUUCAGAGGAAGAAAUCAGAGAGCAGGCUAAGGACAGCGUGUUUGAGAAGCUUUCGAUAAAAUGUGCAGGUAUUGGAACAGGUUUACUGUUAGGAGCUUUUUUUGGAGUAUUAUUGUGUAAUGGCAUAACUGACAUAGCUGGAUUGAACCAAAUGACAAUGACAUAUGCUGCAACAGGACUGGGAGCAAUGACAGGAAUGUUAGUGGGAAUUGAUGCAGCUGAGGGAGCAACCACACGACAGGAAGCAGCACGGGCGGCAGCAGAGAAUGUCGCAAGUGGAACUCAAUUUCUGUUAGAUAAAAUAAAUGAAAUUAUCGAAAGACUAUGGCCCCGGAGAUAGAGCAGGCUGUCCAUUGAUGAGAAGAUCGGCAGUUCGAUCCCAAUCCGCAUGUCACAAUAUCCUUAGGCAAGAUACUAAACCUCCAAUUGCUGUUUGAGUGCGUGGAUGUCAUAACUAAGUAGAGGGUAGCACUUUGUAUGGUAGCCUCGGCCACCAGGAUGUGUAUAGGUGAAUGUAGUGUUAAGGUGAUUUUAUGGUUGUGUGUCGGCUCAAACAUGUUUUUGUAUUUAUAUUUAUGCAGUUGAGUGUUGCUCUUCACGUCUAAAAUGUUGUGGGGUUUCUAUAAAGUGCUGUAAAGAUUGAAAACAGACCUAAAACAAACAUUAAGCAUGGCUUAAGAGUGACAAUAUCAAACACAAGUACAUAAAUUAGCUCCUUUCUAUUUCACAAAUUCACCCUUUCUUUUACUCAACACGUUUUCCCCACAGAUACAACAUUAUAAGUGCAAGCCUAUGACAUGUUACAUAGCAGAAAUUAGUGGGCAUAGUUCUUUAAUAUGAACAUUUGUUUUAAAAAAGUGUUUUCAAGGUUUAUAACAUAUACUGUAAACGGUA
This is a messenger RNA of Plectropomus leopardus (leopard coralgrouper), 3305 nucleotides long. The record is from RefSeq and is a predicted model, not a curated record. Lineage: Eukaryota; Metazoa; Chordata; Actinopteri; Perciformes; Serranidae.